This is a messenger RNA of Botrytis cinerea B05.10, 1670 nucleotides long. RefSeq lists its product as hypothetical. The record is from RefSeq and is a predicted model, not a curated record. Lineage: Eukaryota; Fungi; Ascomycota; Leotiomycetes; Helotiales; Sclerotiniaceae. The transcript is spliced from 2 exons. The coding region runs from base 339 to 1271 and encodes 310 amino acids.
GAUAUAUCCAUUCUUCGAACGCCUCAUCCUCAACAUUUCGAAACAAGACCUGGUCCCUUCAGAUCCCUCGUUAGCCAGCUCUGAGACCGGACUUGUCCCCUUUUGACGGUUGACGAUAGCCUCGAAUCCCUAAUUGCGAGGCUUCUUGGCGCCCCAAGCUCAUCUCGAGAUUAUCAUGAACUGUGACCCUCCAGAUCAUCCUUCUCCUGCCAGGAGAGAUUCACCACCAGUUCUUACACCUUGACCUCAAUCGCAACAUACACACCUUUUACACGCAGAACACAAAUCACUGAUCACUUUCAUCUACUCGAGGAAUUACAAAAUCGCAGUUGUCAAACAUGCGACCUACGACUCCCAAUUUCAAUUUCGCUCAAAGUGUCGGCCCUUCGUCACCACCCGAGACCCCGACUAAUUCCACCUUUGCCUUUGCACCUCAACGACCAUCAAUGAACUUUCCUGGUUCAUCGCCUAAAACAAAUGGGAUUAUACCCAAUGGUCCAGGGCCUCACUUCAGCUACAAUCGAGUCGAGAACUUAUCUCCACGAUCUACUUCUCCCUCGUCAGAAUCUUCGGGCAGCGCAAGUCCGCCGCGAUCAGAGAGUUCCCAACGCGCGCAAUCACCACUCUCAUCGCCUAUCCACAGGCACUCGCGAGUAGUAGAAAAGGGAAAUUUCACACUGGAAGAAAUAACAGACAGCGAUCUCGAGGGCUACGAUUGCGACGAGGAACUUAUAAUACGACCCCACCAAUACGAAGACGCCGAGUCCGAUGGAGGACAUGUUGCGCCUAUAUCUACACCAGCCGAGCUCGAUGCACGUUUCCUCGAUGAUUUACGCGAUCUCACUGCACACGACGGCACGGACGCAUUUAAUAACGAAGAGCAAGAUGGCUCCCCAUUGGAUGAGUACGAAGCUUGGGUACAGCGCAAUCGGGAAGAACGUCGUCGCCGUCGUCGCAGUUCAGCUACUGUACAAAAACGAUCACUAGCGCAAAGUAUUGGGAGUGAUACUGACGAUGAGGAUUUAAAGCCAGAUCACAUUAGCGCAAAUGAGGCCGGAUCUAGUGCUAGGAGACUACGAAGAAAAACGUUUAAUCAUGGGGGAGACAAACGAGCGAGUCUUAUAUUUGAUGAUCCACCACCCCGGAUUCCAGAAUUGGAAGAACCAGAUAGUUGCGAGGAAGUGCUCGAAGAUGAUACAGAAUUGGAUGAUUUAAAGGAGUUGCCAUAUUAUGUUUUGGAUGAAUCUAUGGAUAUCGACUCUUCUUCUUGAGAACAACAAGACUUCAAGGACAUAAAUAAUCUGUGGUGAAAGAGGAUGAAGGGGUGCAGAUCGGCGGGUAUGGAUAUAAAAGGGGGUGACGAAUUAAUGAAUAAUGAAUAAGGCGGCAUUCCAUUGCAUUAAGGCAUGAUAUAUAUGACGGUGGCAUAUUAUUUUCUACAUUUUUUGAGCGAGCGACUUCUCACUAGGUGGAUUUCUUCUGAUAUUUGGUCAAUUAUUCAUUCGUAUCACACAUAGCGUUGCAUAGCAGAUGUAAGGAUAGCGGUACUGGCCAAUAGAGCCCGGGAAUCUGGUCUGGAACUCAUGGCUUCGGGGGUUAUUUUAUAGACUGGGUGAGGGAGAGGAUGAAACCAUCGUAGGAAAACAUAUAGGAGAAUACAAAUAGAUACA